Meloidogyne enterolobii is the source of this 1413-nucleotide messenger RNA. Lineage: Eukaryota; Metazoa; Nematoda; Chromadorea; Rhabditida; Meloidogynidae. The record is from the annotation of a GenBank genome assembly.
UCAACAUAUUUUAAUAUUUGUAUAAUGAAUGGCUUCGAUCUAUUUCAAAAACAUUUUUCAAAUUCAUAUCCAGAAGAAAGAGAUUGUACAUUAGACAGCAAUGGGGCCGCUGCAACUGUUUGUAAAUUUAAUAGGCUUGGAACUUUAAUUGCUGUUGGGAGUACUGAUGGAAGAAUUUUUAUUUACGAAUUUGUAACAAAAGGUGUUGUUAAGGCAUGGAAUGGACAUGUAAAACCAAUAAUUUCAUUAUCUUGGUCGCGUAAUGGCAAACGUUUACUUUCUUCUAGUGUUGAUGGUUCUGUGUCUGUCUGGGAUGUUUUGAAUACUACACAGCCUCUUCAUCGACUUAGUUUUGGAGUUGGAUCAACAACUCAAUAUGCAUUAUUUAAUCCAAGAAACGAAAAUCAAAUCCUCGUUUAUCUUAUUCUUCUAAAUUCGAGUGUUUGUUCAUCUCCAGUUGUUAAAAAUUUACUUACUGGACAGGAAACAAGGCUUGCGCCAAUUGGAAGCAAGUCUGAGGCUGCAGAUGAGCCAAUCUCCACUGCUAUAUUUGAUCGUCGUGGAAAUUUUAUUAUUACAGGGAGCACGAAGGCAUCUACUUUAAAACCAAUUAUUCAUUGUCGUCAACAAGGGAAUCAACAACAGAUUAAAAGCUUUUCAUUCUCAAGACGUAAUGAUUAUAUUAUAACAAAUUCACAAGAUCGUGUCAUUCGCUGUUAUCGACUUCAGGAUUUGUUAAAUAUUAAGCAAGGAAGUACACUUCAACCAAUACAGCGUUUUCAGGAUAUUGUUAAUAAGACUCUUUGGAAAUGUAUUUGUACUUCUGGAGAUGGGGACUAUAUUUGUGGUGGAAGCAGUAAAAGCCAUUCAUUAAAUAUUUGGGAGCGAAGCACCGGGGCUUUAGUUAAAAUAUUGCACGGACAUAAAGGAGAAUUACUUUCUGAUGUUCAAUGGCAUCCAAAUAAACCUGUAAUUAUUUCUGUUUCUGCUGGAACAGGUUCUGUAACUGUUUGGACACAAGCACAUGUUGAAAAUUGGAGUGCUUUUGCGCCUGAUUUUACAGAAUUGGAAGAAAAUUUAAAAUAUGUUGAAAAAGAAGGGGAAUUUGACACUUUUGAUGAAGAUGCUAGUGAUAAUGGAAUGGAAAAUGAGAAAAAGGAAGAGGAAGAAAUGGAAAUAUUGGAUGUAACAACAAUAGAAGCACCAGAUUACCUUCAGUCAUCAGAUGAAGAGGAAUUGGAGGAUUUUUCUACAGAUUUGGAGAACGGAAAAUCACUCUGGUUUGUGCCUGUAGUUCCAGAAAUUGAUCUCGUGGAAGAAGAAACAAUUAUUAAAUCAGAAUCUCGUCCAAAUUCUGCAACAAAAACAAGAAAUCCUGGAAAGUCGCAGACAAAGUCUAAACGUUCAAAAUAG